AGUUCCACUCCAAUCUUCAUAUACAGUAUCACUCUACUAUAAAUACCCCCUCAUUCCCAUCCUCCACCGUCGUCCCCAAACCCCGCCCAAAAUCACCCAAUUAACCCAAUGUCGCCGGCGACGAUAACCUUUGCCGCCCUGAUCGUCAUGGCGGCGAUCUACUGCGGAACGAACCCUUUCAAUCACGGAGCCAUGGCCGGAUUUCCGGGCUUCGAGACCUACAAGGUGGAGCUCCCUCCGGCGACUGCGGUGCCGGCGGAUGCGGUGGAUUCCGAUGACCGGCUCACGGCGGCGGAGGUGAGGUUCAUGAAUCAGGUGCAGGGGCCGGAGAGCAUCGCCUUUGAUCCCACCGGCGGAGGGCCUUACACCGGCGUUGCGGAUGGUAGGGUUUUGUUCUGGGACGGGGAGCGGUGGAGGGACUUCGCCUUCACUUCGCCAAACAGGUUAGAUUGUUCCGUCACUGUCUAUUUGGUAGCUUCCUAUUAAUUGAAUUCAGACAUUGUUUG
Phalaenopsis equestris is the source of this 506-nucleotide messenger RNA. Its product is annotated as protein STRICTOSIDINE SYNTHASE-LIKE 3-like. The coding region runs from base 109 to 486 and encodes 125 amino acids. Lineage: Eukaryota; Viridiplantae; Streptophyta; Magnoliopsida; Asparagales; Orchidaceae. The record is from RefSeq and is a predicted model, not a curated record. The transcript has a single exon.